AUGUCGUACGCGUUAGAAAAAGUCAUAGGCCGCCCGGCGACGACCUCCGACGGGUCGCGACAACGUGAGCGCGGCAACGCCGUACGAAACGGAGCCGCUCGGCAGCUCGCUGAUAAGCGCAGUGCCGAUCGUUUGUUUUUCAUUGGCCCGUUGGUCGUUCGCUGCCGUAUAAACACGUUAUUUGCCGUAGUCGCAGUGCGCAUUCCCGACGUCUGGCGUCCGAGCACUCCGAGCCUCCAUAGGUCUGCAGAAGUUGGUGGGUCUCGGGCUCGUGAAUUUUCCGCAGUUCUUCGUGCCCAACCGCACCAGCACACUGGCACGCUGUAA
Molecule: messenger RNA, 327 nt
Organism: Macrosiphum euphorbiae (potato aphid)
Lineage: Eukaryota; Metazoa; Arthropoda; Insecta; Hemiptera; Aphididae
Source: the annotation of a GenBank genome assembly